Messenger RNA from Plasmodium gallinaceum, 729 nucleotides. RefSeq names its product ubiquitin regulatory protein, putative. Gene Ontology annotation, molecular function: ubiquitin binding. Gene Ontology annotation, biological process: autophagosome assembly; Golgi organization; nuclear membrane reassembly. The transcript has 2 exons. Gene Ontology annotation, cellular component: cytosol; nucleus. NCBI's taxonomy places the organism in Eukaryota, Apicomplexa, Aconoidasida, Haemosporida, Plasmodiidae. The coding region runs from base 1 to 729 and encodes 242 amino acids. The record is from RefSeq and is a predicted model, not a curated record.
AUGCAUAAUUUUUUUUAUGAAUUAUUUAGAUCACUGAGUGAUUUAAGAAAAGAUGAAAAAAAAAAAAAAGAACGAAUUUCUCAUUAUACAGGAGGUCAUAACAGUGGAUUAGAAGUUGAAAAUUCAGAUGAUGAUUUAGUUCAAAACUUUUUGAGUUCAAAAUUAUCAGAAAACUGUAGGCAUAUCACUUUAUACAAAAAUGGUUUUAUAAUAGAUGAUGGUGAAUUUCGUGAUUUAGAAGUUGAAGAAAAUAAAAAAUUUAUGGAGAAUAUUGAAGCAGGUAUUUUACCUAAAGAAUUGGCCUCUAAAGAUAAAACAGUUAAUGUUGCAUUGAAAGACAAAAGUAAUCAAAUAUAUACAAAAAAAAAACAAAAAGACGAUGAUUUAUAUAAAGGACAAGGAAUAAAAUUAGGAGGAAAUACAUCAAAUACAAAUGAAGAGGAAUUAAAUAAAUUACUAACAUCUUCUCCAAGUGAAGUUAAGAAAAUAAAUAUAGAUGAAAAUAAACCAUUAACAACUUUACAUGUAAGAUUAUAUAAUGGUAGAAAAAUUUCUCAAAAAUUUAAUUAUGAUCAUACAGUAGAAGAUUUAUUUCAAUACGUUUAUAGUGUUACACCCAUUAAUUUUUCACUAUAUUUUGAUUUUCCUCUUAAAUUAAUUGAAAGAAAUGAACAAACAUUAGAAAAUGCAAAUCUUUUAGAUACUAUUAUAACGCAAAAACUAACUUAA